AUGAAGAUGUUCAACGCUUUAAUUAAUGAAUUAAAAUGGGUUGAUCCAAAGCUUCAAAAUGGUUGUUAUACGUGGUCAAACUAUAGUCAUAAGCCAAUUUGUUGUAGGCUGGACAGGUUCUUCCAUACUCCUUCGUGGUCAGAAUUGUAUACCUUCAUUCGUCAGGAAGUUUUGGUUCGAGUAGUAUUUGAUCAUAGUCCGGUAGUGUUGGAUUCUAGUCCUCCUUCUUGGGGCCCUUCUCCUUUCAGAUUUGAUAAUUCUUGGUUGGAGCACAAGGAUUUUUCUCGUCAUUUCCAGGAUUGGUGGACUUCGGCUAAGGUGCAAGGGUUUCCGGGCAUGGAUUUUAUGUCAAAGCUAGCUUUUAUUCGCGAUUAUAUUAAGAAGUGGAGUCGACAGGUCUUUGGGGAGAGGAAAAUGCGAAAACUUUUUUUGGAAAGGAGACUGUAUGAGUUGGAUAGAUUGGAGGAAGGGGGUUCGUGGAAUGAGAAUUUUGUUUUGGAACGCUCAAAGGUGAAGGAGGAUUGUGCUCGAAAAGCGAGGAAUUUCAUCUCUAGGAUUGAGGAAGAGGAUGGAACUAUUUGGGAUAAAGACCGUGAUAUUGAAAGGGCUAUUGUGGGUUUUUACUCGUCUUUGUAUUCGGCGGUUGAGAGAGAAUGGAUUGGGGUGGAUGGGAUUUCCUGGUCUCCAAUUCUGUCGGUUAUGGCUUCCUUCCUCGAGCGUCCAUUUGUGGAAGACAAAAUUAGACAAGCAGUUUAUGCAUGUGAUGGCUCAAAGGCCCCGAGGCCAGACAGAUUUUCCAUUGCAGUUUAUCAGAAGAAUUAG
This is a messenger RNA of Humulus lupulus (European hop), 822 nucleotides long. RefSeq lists its product as uncharacterized. Bases 1 to 822 code for a protein of 273 amino acids. The transcript has 2 exons. The record is from RefSeq and is a predicted model, not a curated record. NCBI's taxonomy places the organism in Eukaryota, Viridiplantae, Streptophyta, Magnoliopsida, Rosales, Cannabaceae.